Messenger RNA from Ilex paraguariensis (yerba mate), 1229 nucleotides. The record is from the annotation of a GenBank genome assembly. NCBI's taxonomy places the organism in Eukaryota, Viridiplantae, Streptophyta, Magnoliopsida, Aquifoliales, Aquifoliaceae.
CAAUACUGAUAUCUUGAGCACCUUGAACAUGCACGACAUUUUCACAAAAUAAGAUAUAGUUUGUUUUUCUCUUUCAAAGUGGGAAGAAGAAAGAAUUGUUAUUUUCCAGUCAUGUACUUAUUUUUCAUCUUACAUAUCAAUGGACUCCCAGAGUCAGUUGAAAGUGAAUAUGACUUUGAUACGUGAAUAGUUGCUUCAUACAUAGUGAACUUUCACUGAAGUACUCUGUAAUGGAGCAGGUAAUGUUUGAAUGUGGCAAGUACAACUUGGUUCAUGAUUUUUUCAAGAAAGUGCUUAUGUCAUCUAUUCCAAAUGCUUUAACAUACAAAGUUAUAGUGAAUACUUUUUGGAGGGAAGGUAGAACAGAUGAGGCUAUAUUGGCCGUCCAAGACAUGGAAAGACGAGGAAUAGUUGGAACUGCUGGUCUCUAUUAUGACCUUGCUCGUUGUCUCUGUAGUGCUGGAAGAUGUGAAGAAGCACUAAUGCAACUUGACAAGAUUUGUAAGGUUGCAAAUAAACCUUUAGUGGUGACUUAUACUGGUCUAAUUCAAGCCUGUUUGGAUUCUGGAAACAUUCAUAAUGGGGCAUAUAUCUUCAGUUAUAUGAACAAGUUUUGCUCCCCAAAUUUGGUGACUUGUAAUAUACUGCUGAAAGGUUACCUUGAUCAUGGAAUGUUUGAAGAGGCAAAAGAAUUGUUCAUGGACUUAUUGGAAAAUGGUAGCCCUAUUUCCAAUAAAUUGGAUCAUAAGGACAAAGUUAUUCCAGAUAUCUACACCUUUAACUUGAUGUUAGAUGCCUGUGUCGUGGAGCUGAGGUGGGAUGAUCUUGAGUUUGUCUACAGAAAGAUGCUGCAACAUGGGUAUCACUUCAACGUGAAACGUCAUCUUCAGAUGAUAUUGGAUGCCUGCAGAGCUGGAAAGGGGGAGCUGUUGGAAACAACUUGGAAGCACUUGGUUGAGGCAGAUCGCGUACCACCUCCUCUUCUUCUUAAAGAAAUGUUUUUCAAGAAAUUGGAACAAACUGACUAUGUUGCUGCUAUCUCCUGUUUAAAUGCUCAUCCGUCACAUGUAUUUUCCUUGAAGUCAUGGUUAAAUUUCUUCAUGGAAGACCCUCAUCGUUUUCAGAGGGAGACUCUUGUCAGCUUGGUACACGAGGUUAGCGUCCUCAUUACCACNAGACCCUCAUCGUUUUCAGAGGGAGACUCUUGUCAGCUUGGUACACGAGGUUAG